Molecule: messenger RNA, 507 nt
Organism: Ipomoea nil (Japanese morning glory)
Lineage: Eukaryota; Viridiplantae; Streptophyta; Magnoliopsida; Solanales; Convolvulaceae
Exons: 1
Coding region: 1-507 (168 amino acids)
Source: RefSeq, a predicted model, not a curated record
AUGGAGCAUGGUGUUAGACUCGUAGCUGGUGAGGGGGAGGCCCUUGACUCUCCUGAGAGAUAUAGGAAGUUGGUGGAGAAAUUGAACUAUCUCACCAUUACACGUCCAGAUAUUGCUUUUCCAGUAAGUGUGGUAAGUCAGUUCAUGCAAACACCUACGCAAACUCAUUGGGAAGCAGCAGUUCGAAUUUUAAAAUAUCUCAAGAAUGCACAUGGGAAAGGUAUUCUAUAUGCUGAUCAUAGACAUAUGAGAGUUGAGGCAUUUUCUGAUGCUGAUUGGGCAGGCUCAUUGAGUGACAGGAGGUCUACAACAGGGUAUUGUGUGUUUGUAGGAGGUAAUUUGGUUUCUUGGAAAAGCAAGAAACAAACUGUUGUGGCUCGAUCAAGUGCAGAAUCUGAAUAUAGGGCAAUGGCUCAUGUGACAUGUGAGAUCACUUGGGUACACAAUAUUUUGAGAGAGGUUGGUGUGGAUGUAAUGAAGCCCAUACGUCUAUGGUGUGAUAAUUAA